Quercus robur (English oak) is the source of this 1351-nucleotide messenger RNA. RefSeq lists its product as uncharacterized. The record is from RefSeq and is a predicted model, not a curated record. Bases 394 to 1032 code for a protein of 212 amino acids. Lineage: Eukaryota; Viridiplantae; Streptophyta; Magnoliopsida; Fagales; Fagaceae. The transcript is spliced from 5 exons.
UUGUUGUGCAGAAACACUAAAAAUAGCAAUAGCGUGUGUGAGAGAGAGAGAGAGAGAGUUUUGUGAAGAGUGGAAAGCUUUGCUUUGUGUUUGUGUUUAGUGUUUUAAAGUGUUUGUGUUGUGUUAUGAGUUGUGAUUUUCUCUCUCUUCCAUGAUCCUCAAUUAUUUCAGGGACCAUUUUUAUUAAUCUUUCUCUCUCUCUCUCUCUCUUUUUUCAUUUUAUUUCCCAUUAAACACAAACCAGCGAAGACCAAAAACGAAACCAAACCCAACAAAACCUUAUAUGUUCCGAUCGUUUUUUAACCUGAAAAACAUCAAAUUUUACAUUUAACAAAACAAAACAAAAAACGUUUUUUUUUGUUUGUUUGACGUUUCUUAAAGAAAAGAAAAAAAAUGGUGGCGGCUAACCGUGAAAUGGUUGUGUUUUGCUUCGACACUCUCGUCUCUCACUACAACAGCGAAGAUGCUCCUCCUCCUGCCUUCGAUGAGGGUCAACACCCAUUGUUUGUGACUUGGAAGAAAGUGAUAAAUGGUGGGGAGCCUCGCUUACGUGGAUGUAUUGGAACUCUAGAAGCUCGUUGGUUGAUUAAUGGCUUCAGGGACUAUUCUCUAAACAGCGCUUUGAGGGACCGCAGGUUUCCCCCCAUACAGGCUAAAGAAUUACCUUCUUUGGAGUGUACAGUUUCCAUUCUGACUGAUUAUGAAACUGCUAACCAUUAUCUUGAUUGGGAGGUUGGAAAGCAUGGUUUAAUUAUUGAGUUUACUGAUCCUGAUAACAAUACAAAGCGAAAUGCAACAUAUUUGCCUGAGGUGGCUGCUCAUGAAGGUUGGACAAAAACGGAGGCAAUAGACUCGCUGAUGCGAAAAUCUGGUUACAAUGGCACCAUUACUGAGUCACUUCGGAAGCGUGUACGACUGACCCGAUACCAGAGCACAUUGUUUACAAUGAAUUACAGUGAAUAUGUUGCCUAUGUCAAGGCAACCCGAGGUGCAGCUCCAUCCAUUGAUGGGGCUAAGCCUGGGAACUAUUGAUUCUUCCAAAUAUCUUUUGCUAAGACCACAAAGUUAGUUUGGUCUAAGACAAAUUUCUAUUUAGAAGAAAAAAGAACUGGGUUGGAAUGGAUUUGUUUGUUUUCCAGCCCAGACACAUAAGUAAUUGUUGUGACCUGUCCAUAUCAUUCUUCAAAUUCAUUUGAUUUUGAAGAAAGAAACCAAAAGAACAGGUUUCCUUGAUUCCAGUUCCCAGCUUUCACAUUCAGCAGCUUCUCUGGGAUAGCUGUGCUAUUGUAAAAUUUCUCAGUAACUUAUAAAUCAUCCCAGACUGUUUUAUCUAUAAUCGUGUUUGUCUUCA